AUGGAAGGCGGUUCCGGAUGGACCGAAUCGCUCGAGAAGGACUUUGACAAAGCGUUCGUGUCGCUGGACUUGCUGCUCGGCGAAGUCGACUCCGAUCAGGUACUUCUUCUUCUCACUUUUCACCGUCCACUUUGAGUUGUGCACUUCUUUUCGUCUAUCUAAUGAUCGUCAGGUUGAGAUCACCUACGAGGGCCGUCAAAAGAUGACGUCGUUGAGUGCGUGCUUCGCCCAAAUGAUGCACAAGUGUCAGUUCAUGAUGCACACGAUCGGCAAGCAGGAGAAGGUGGGUAGUUGUUGCAAAACUUCCGGUAGGUGUUGUGAAAAAAUACUCGACCGUUCAGGAGAUGCUAGCGAUGCGAAACGAGGUGAUCGAGGCACGCGCGGCCCGACAAAGUAUGGAAAAAGAGGUGGAGCAGUUGAUGAUCCAGGUGCACUCGCUCCAAUGUCAACUUCAUUCGAAGACGGCGCCACACGAGUCGGAUAUGAUCAAAAAGAAAUUGGUAAGUGAGGCACCGGGCUACAGCCUACAGUACUUCUCCAGCGAUUGUAGGAAUCGCAACUGACGCAAUUCCGUUCGGAACUCAUGCAAGGCCUGAGCACCGUGUGCGAGCUGGAAAUGGCGCGGAAAGAGUGCGAUCGCUCGAAAAAAACCAUUCAGGCACUCGAGACCGAGGUGUUCGGCGCCCGAUUGGCGGCCAAGUACCUCGACAAGGUAGGAGUUGUGUAGUUGUUGCAUCACUGCGCUACCGUAUUUUGUAGGAACUCGCGGGACGGAUACAGCAGAUCCAGCUGUUGGGCCGGAAUAUGCGCGGAGUGGAGCACGAUCGAUUGUGGAAUCAGUUGGAGGCCGAGAUCCAUUUGCACAGGCACAAGACUGUCAUCAGGGCUUGCAGGUGAGUGGGCCAAGCCUUAAAAACCCUGGAGAAAUGCUAGACAACAUUCAAAAAAUUACAAAUUCUGUCGUUUCGAUUGUCGCCACAUUCCCACCCGAAAUCCGCUUCUUCUCCCCCCACUCACUCACUCACUCAUCAUGAUACUCAUCCUCUCCCUUCUCGACUCUUCAGAGGACGCGGUAACACGAAGGGAUUAGCGGCGCCACUUCGUCACAAUUUCAAGGGUCUUCGGAAGCGAAACGGAGUGGGAAAGAGCCGCAAAGUGGUGUUGUCGAAGCAUCCGCACGAGGGACUCGGCAUCUCCAUUACGGUAUGGCUAAGGGGAGGGGAGGGAUCUAGUUUGACAAACGUUGGCUCGUGCUAUUGAAAGAGCCCAUAUUCGUCAUUCUUGAGGCUUAUAGUUCCAUCAAAAAUAAUAGUUCUGAAAAGAGCAUAGGAGCUGGACCUGUUAGAUAAUAAAUGAGUCUUGCAGGGAGGAUCCGAGCACGCGCUGCCGAUCGUGAUCUCGGAAAUCCAGCCGGGCCAACCGGCCGAUCGAUGCGGACAAGUGUUCGUGGGCGACGCGAUUCUCUCGGUGAACGGAUACGAUUUGCGGACGGUCAAGCAUCAGGAGGCCGUCGAUAUUCUGAGCGCACAGGUCCAGCAAGGCGACCUCGACCUCGAACUCGUCUUUGUUUGUCCCGAUGAGGACAGCGACGAUGACGGCACGGUGACGAUUGAGCACAGCGAUGGAUCCAUGUGAGUCUGGGUGCGAUGAUAGAGAAGUGAGAAAGCAAAAAUGUUUCUACCUCAUUGGCGGUCGAACCAAAACCAUCCCCUAGAUUACUGUUCGCGCACGCAAUCACUGCGCCACACGCCCAAUCUCUGAUCAGCGUCGACGCUUGAUCCCAAGGCGUACACAUUAUCGCUGAAUGGCGCGCCCGGACGGAGUCCUCCAAAUCUAGAACUUUUUUCAGCUACAAUCUGUACAACAUCGAGGAGCCCACUUCGUCGCGCUCUUCUUCGAACAAUUCGGACGAAUCGCGAAGCACGUGA
Messenger RNA from Caenorhabditis sp. 36 PRJEB53466, 1928 nucleotides. Lineage: Eukaryota; Metazoa; Nematoda; Chromadorea; Rhabditida; Rhabditidae. The record is from the annotation of a GenBank genome assembly.